GCUGAAGGGGAAGAGCACCUUCCGCCUCUCCAUGCGCUUCAUCGACCCUGAAAUGGAGACUCGCUACUCAGUGGAGAAGGAGAAGCAGAGCGGGGCCGCCUUCAGCUGCUCCUGCGUUGUCCUCUUCUUCACCGCCUUGGUGGUUUUUUGCAGGGAGGUGGUGGGGAUGAGUAACCCCAAGUUAGUGGCCAACUACGUGACCUUCGUGGUGGGGGAGAUCCUGCUGCUUAUCCUCACCCUCUGCUCGUUGGCUGCCAUCUUCCCCCGGGUCUUCCCCAAAAAGCUCGUGGCCUUCUCCACCUGGAUCGACAGGACCCGCUGGGCGCGCAACACCUGGGCCAUGGCCGCCAUCGUCAUCGUCACCAUGGCUGACAUUGUGGGCAUGCUCAGCUGCUGGCAGGAUCAUGGCGGAACAGGCAACGGGACAGUGGGGCCACCGCAGCCGGGCGGCUGUGCGGAGCAGCCCAAGUACUACAGCUACAUCGCCCUGCUGGCCUUGGUGGCCACCAUCAUGCUGGUGCAGGUCAGCCACAUGGUCAAGCUGACCCUCAUGGUGCUGAUCACCGGGGCUACUGGCGCCGUCAACAUCUACGCCUGGGAGCACAUCUUUGACCAGUACGACCGCCGUCGCGGUCAGCAAAGCACGUCCUCGCUGGUCCCCUCCAAGUACUCCAUGACGGCGAUGAUCUUCAUUGUGAUGCUCAGCUUCUACUACUUCUCUCGCCACGUGGAAAAGCUGGCCAGGACCCUCUUCCUCUGGAAGAUCGACGUCCAUGACCAGAAGGAGCGGGUCUAUGAGAUGCGGCGCUGGAACGAGGCCCUCGUCACCAACAUGCUGCCCGAGCACGUGGCCCGGCACUUCCUGGGCUCCAAGAAGCGGGAUGAGGAGCUGUACAGCCAGUCCUACGAUGAGAUCGGAGUCAUGUUCGCCUCCCUCCCCAACUUCGCCGACUUCUACACAGAGGAGAGCAUCAACAACGGGGGCAUCGAGUGCCUGCGGUUCCUCAACGAGAUCAUCUCCGACUUUGACGCGCUCCUGGACGAACCCCAGUUCCGGUGCAUCACCAAAAUCAAAACCAUCGGCAGCACCUACAUGGCCGCUUCUGGAGUGACCCCUGAUGCCAAUGCCAAUGGCUACAGCACCAAGGUGAGGAAGGAGACCCUCUCGGAUAAGGAGCGCUGGCAGCACUUGGCCGACCUGGCUGACUUUGCCUUAGCCAUGAAGGUGACGCUGAUGAACAUCAACUACCAGUCCUUCAACAACUUCAUGCUCCGCAUAG
Phaethon lepturus (White-tailed tropicbird) is the source of this 1280-nucleotide messenger RNA. RefSeq names its product adenylate cyclase 3 (gene ADCY3). Gene Ontology annotation, biological process: intracellular signal transduction; adenylate cyclase-activating G protein-coupled receptor signaling pathway; cAMP biosynthetic process. Gene Ontology annotation, molecular function: adenylate cyclase activity. The annotation marks the transcript as partial. The transcript has 9 exons. Lineage: Eukaryota; Metazoa; Chordata; Aves; Phaethontiformes; Phaethontidae. The record is from RefSeq and is a predicted model, not a curated record.